CAUCUGGCGAAUUUCAAAACUGCGACAAGACGCAUCCUGGACACGAGCUGAAGAAAGCCGGAAGUACGACGAUGGCAGAAGUGGAACAAGCGCAAGUGCCAGAGGGAAAUCCUCCUCGCAUAUCACCCGUUUACUGUGGUGUCUGCUCUUUACCGCCUGAAUACUGCGAAUUCCAGCCCUCCGUUGCGAAAUGCAAGGAUUGGCUAGAGCAAAACGACACUGAGCUCUUCAGUAAGAUCUUUGCUGGUCUGGAGCUCACGGAUAAGCAGCAAAAGACGACUGAGAAGCAUGAAGCGAAGCAAGCGCGCGCAAUGGAGAAGAAGAUGCAAAGUAAAGUGCUCAUUAAACGCAUUGAACGUGGAAAGCGGAAGUAUGUGACGGGCGUGUUUGGGCUGGAGGUCUUUGGCAUCGAACUGAAGCCAGCAGCCAAGAAGUUCGCCAACAAGUUCGCAACUGGCGCUAGUGUCUCGAAGAACAACCAGGGCCAGGAUGAGAUUGUCGUACAAGGAGAUGUCAGCGACGACCUCUUUGACUUCAUGACUGAGGACAAGUUCUUCAAGGCUGUACCGGAGGACAAUAUUGAUUGCAUUGAGGAGAAGCGCAAGUCUGUCCGUUGAUAUACCGUGUACGCUUGUCAAGGUAAGUAGUAGGUAGGCGAAACCUUCCAUACGGCAGAC
Molecule: messenger RNA, 677 nt
Organism: Protomyces lactucae-debilis
Lineage: Eukaryota; Fungi; Ascomycota; Taphrinomycetes; Taphrinales; Protomycetaceae
Product: translation initiation factor SUI1
Exons: 2
Coding region: 72-617 (181 amino acids)
Biological process (GO): formation of translation preinitiation complex; translation reinitiation
Molecular function (GO): mRNA binding; translation initiation factor activity
Source: RefSeq, a predicted model, not a curated record